GUAUUAUCAAAAUGCUUAAAAAGAGAAUGGCUUUUUCUUGGGGGAGGGAAAAGUGGGAGGGGGGUGUCUUCAAUGUGGCUCAAUACACCCCACGCCCGCCCCCUUUUUCCAAACAACUCGAUUGCUUAUGGAAACUAUGCCCAUAUUUUCACUGAACAAUCGUCAUUCAAAAUU
Messenger RNA from Candidula unifasciata, 174 nucleotides. NCBI's taxonomy places the organism in Eukaryota, Metazoa, Mollusca, Gastropoda, Stylommatophora, Geomitridae. The record is from the annotation of a GenBank genome assembly.